GGAGCACGAGUACCACCCGGACAACAUUUGGAGGCGGACUGGACGGAGCUCGAACGCUGGAGGGAGAUUUGAGAGGCGCAUGGACGACGGCCGUCCGCGAACUUUACCUGCCGCACAUUUACUUUGGUUUAUUUCCCGUAUUUUUUAACCACAAUGUCAUCAGACAGUGACAUACAAACGACACCCAGAGGGUUCCACUGCACCCUCUGCAAGGUCAACUUACCCAACGAGCCGAGCCUGGAUCAGCAUUUGAAGGGGCGAAAGCAUCAGACGCUGAAGACGGUGCGGGCCACCAGGAAGACCCAGGAGGAGCACAGCGUGUUUGUUAGUGGCAUUAAGCCCGAAAUAUCCCAGACUGACUUAACUGAGUACUUCCAGAAGUUUGGGAAUGUCUCAGAUGUUAUCAUGGAUAAAGACAAGGGGUUGUACGCCAUCGUGCAGUUCAAUGAGACGGAGAGCGUGCACACGACUCUGUCCUGUUUGGAGCACCAGAUGAAAGGCCUGCGCCUGCGCGUUAAACCUCGGGAAAAGAAGGAGUUCAAGCUGAUUCCCAAGAAGAAUGACCCCCACAACCUCCAGCAGGCCUUCGACCGGCUGAAGCCGGAGCUGUGUCAGCUGGCGUCUGUGGGUGCGCAGGUGCAGCACAUAGUGGAGCGGUUUCAGCUCGGAGAAAACGAGAAGAAGGCCCGAGGCUUGUUGGUCCAGCUCCUCCAGGAAGUCUUUGUGGAAUUUUUUCCAGACAGCCAGAUCCUGCCCUUCGGAUCAUCCGUCAACACUUUUGGAGUCCACUCCUGUGACCUGGACCUGUUCUUGGACCUUGAAAACACCAGGAUGUUCCAAGCCCAUGCCAAGACCACCACAGAGCAGGCGGGUGAAGGAACGUCGGACGACGGGCGCUCUGAGGACUCCAUCCUGUCUGAUAUCGACCUCUCCACGGCCUCGCCGGCGGAGGUCCUGGAGCUGGUGGCCACCAUCCUGAAACGCUGUGUUCCCAGUGUGCACAAAGUCCACGUGGUCAGCACCGCCCGCCUCCCCGUGGUCAAGUUCCAUCAUAAGGAGCUUAACCUGCAGGGGGACAUCACCAUCAACAACAGGUUGGGAGUGAGGAACACCCGCUUCCUGCAGCUGUGUUCAGGCAUAGAGGACAGGCUGAGACCCCUGGUGUACACCAUCCGCUACUGGGCCAAACAGAAGCAGCUCGCUGGUAACCCCAGUGGCGCGGGCCCCCUCCUCAACAACUAUGCCCUCACGCUGCUGGUCAUCUUCUACCUUCAGCGCUGCCAGCCUCCCGUCCUCCCCACCGUGGACCAGCUCAGAGACAUGGCGUGCGAGGAGGAGGCCUGUGUGAUAGAAGGCUGGAACUGCACCUUCCCCAGUCAGCCCAUCGCCGUGCCCCCCAGCACCAACACACAGGACCUCUGCUCGCUGCUGGCCGGCUUCUUCUCCUUUUAUGCCAACUUCGACUUCGCCGGCAGCGUGGUCUCUCUGCGGGAGGGCCGCGCGCUGCCCGUGGUGCAGUUCCUGGGCCGGGACAAAGCGCCAGAGGAGGCGCCGGCCGGCCCCAAACUGGGGCCGCUCAACCUGCUGGACCCCUUCGAGCUCUCGCACAACGUGGCGGGGAACCUGAGCGAGCGCGGCCAGCGCGGCCAGCGCGGCUUCCAGCGCGAGUGCCAGGAGGCCCACAAGUACUGCCGCAGCCUGCAGUACCAGCGCAAGUCGGCCAAGGGCAAGCCCUGGGGGCUGGCGCGCCUCCUGGCGCCCCGCGGGGGGGGCCAGCCGCCGCCCCCCCGGCCGGAGCAGCCCGCCAUCAGCAUCCCCUUCAGGCCGGCGGCGCUCCCGGAGGCGCUGCGGCGGGAGCUGCGCUCGGCCGGAGACGGCUUCCGGCCGCUGUGGUUCCGGAGGGUCUGCGGGGCGGUGGAGGGGGUGCUGGGGUCAGUCCUCGGGUGUCGGCUCCUCGCCUCGCCGGACGGCCCGCCCCCCGAGGACGGCGAGGACCCCGAGAUGGAGGCAGAGAUGGAGGCCGGCCCGGACAGCAGCCCCCCGGCGGUAGCGGCGGGCACCAAGAGGCCGCCGCCCCCCAGCGGCGAGGCCUCCCCCCCGCCGGGGAAAAGGCCCCGAGUGGCGAAGGAGAAGCCGGCGCCCCCGCCGUCGUGGAGCUGCGUCCAGACGCACGCGGUGUGGGCCGGCCGCAGGAAGGUGAGGCGGGAGCUGGCCAAAGGCCCGGACUCCAGGCCAGAGGGAAGCUGCACGGAGCUGGAGGCCCAGGUCAGCGCCCACAUCGCCCACAGCCAGCCGGAGCUCAAGGAGCCCCUGGAGUUCAGGGUCCAGGCGCAGAUGGCCGGCGGGACAGAGAGCACCAAGGCCGUGCUCACGCUGGAGCCCGCCAACGACGGGGCGGGCGUCUUUCAGGACUUCUUUCACUUUCUGGAGGCCUUCUUACCAAAGAUGGUGGAGACCAUGCUGGAGAAGGAGGGGGGCGGCACUUAG
This is a messenger RNA of Menidia menidia (Atlantic silverside), 2487 nucleotides long. NCBI's taxonomy places the organism in Eukaryota, Metazoa, Chordata, Actinopteri, Atheriniformes, Atherinopsidae. The record is from the annotation of a GenBank genome assembly.